AAAAAAUUGUUAAAAAAUAGUGCAAAAAGAAUUACUUUACUUAAAACCACACCAAAUUGUUGUAAAAAAUUAAAGCUAUUAAAAUAAAAUAUUUUUGUAAAAAAAAAUUGUGAUGUUAAGAAUUUUAUAAAUUUUGAAAAAAAAAAAAUCUUUGAAAUAAAUAAAAAGUGUUGUGCUAUUUUUAUUGUGUCUAAAACAAACCCCUGAAAACCCUAAAAAAAUAACAAAAAAAUUCCUUUUGCAAAUAAAAAAAUGUUUGAUCCCUUUGUGAAGAUAAAGAAAAAGCAAAAUAUUGUCAAUGAUCUAGAGUCUAUAGAAAUAGUGGAUGAUUUAAAUGAGAAUUCUGCGGAUUCGGAAAAUGAUUGCUGCUGUUUGACACCGCCACCCACAGCAGCCACCACUCCUACAUCGCCCAAAUCGCCUGCAAUAAUACAACAAACUUCAGCCGCAACUGCUAAGGCAGCAGUUCAAGCCAUUGCUAAUGAAUUAGCAGCUUCCACCAGCGCCAGUAGUACAACCGCCGCCUCAUCGUCAUUAAAUUUAAAUAAUUGCAGUCGUUUGCAACAAUUAAUAGCGGCACCGCCUAUUAUACAAACCACGCACCAUCAGCAGCAGCAGCAACAACAAUUGAAUACCCCACCUACACCACCGCCCUCAACACCACCAACACCUGCCUUACACAGAUCCGAUAUAUUGCAGCAACAUUUACAGAACAACAACUCCUCCUCCUCAUCCUCCUCUCAGAGCUCACCCAAUUCUAAGGCCAGUGGCCAGCAGCAACAACAACCCUCGGUAUUACAACAACAUUUGGGUCAUUUGCCCCUAACGCCAGCAGCGCCUACCGCAGAAAGACAAUCUUUACAAACUUUGGCCAGACAUUUAACAACGCCUUCCUCUCACUAUUCCUCACUUAGCCAGCAAUUGUCUUCAUCCUCCAGUUCUUCUACUGCUGCAGCUGGCUCCUUGUUGCAAGAAGUUUUCUCCACAAAUAAUUUACAAAAUGUAUUAAAAAGACAAAGUUCCUCAAUAAGUAACGCGAGUACAAAUUCAAAUUCUACUUCUUCUGCUUCUGCAUCUACUUCUUCGUCUACGUCUACUGCCUCGGCCUCCUCCUCCUCCCUUACAAAUUCGACUUUAAGAAGUUUGGUUUCAAAUCCCUCUUCGCUGAUAACAUCAAGUACAACUUUAAAUAGUAUUAUAGCAAAUCGUUUAAAUUCGCCACCUGCUUUAAUCACCAACUCGACGAAUUCCCAUACAAUAGCAGGAGCAUCUUCGUCGUCGUCCUCGUCAUUAUCAGCGGCCUCCUCUUCUGCGUCAUCAUCUUUGUAUCAUCAGCAACAUUCCGCUUUAACGAAUUCAAUAACACAUCGUAUACAUCAAUCGAUACGCCGACAUUUAAAUCAGCAACAAAAUCAAGCCUUGGCAACAAGUCAGCAACAACAAUCUGCCACACCACAACAACAACAGCAGCAGCAACACCAACAUCAUCACCAUCAUCAUCAGCAGCAACAGCAACAUAGGAUACAGCAGCAGCAGCAACAACUAAACUCUCAACAACAACCGCAUUAUCAUCAUCAACAUCAUCACAAUCACCCGCAGCAGCAACAUUCCUCCUCUUCUACGUCUUCUGCCUCAAACUCUAACGGAUCUUCGACUUCUUCAUCAUCAUCAUCUUCGUCGUCCUCCUCAAAUAAUAAUAAUAACAAUAAUAGUAAUUCAACAAAUUCACCUUUAUGUGUAGUAUUAUUGGUUAAAUGUCCAAAUUCUAAAGAAUAUUGUAAUGCUUUGCAACAGCAAAAUAAUCAAAAUCAAUUAAUAAAUCCCAAUCCUGCAUCGGUUACACUACAACAACAACAUAACCAACAACACCACCACCACCAUCAUCACCAACAACAACAACACCUACAUUGCUGUGAUAACAAAAGAUUGCCGGUGAAUGAAUGUCAGGCAAGUCAAACUGCUAGAGUGACAUCUAACCUUAACGCAUCCAGUAGUACAAUGGCGGUUAGUCGCGUACCUUCACCGCCUUUACCGGAAGUAAAUACACCAGUUGCUGAGAACUGGUGUUACACACAGGUGAAAGUGGUUAAAUUUAGUUAUAUGUGGACCAUAAAUAAUUUUAGUUUUUGUCGUGAGGAGAUGGGCGAAGUUUUAAAAUCCUCCACAUUCUCUGCCGGUGCUAAUGACAAAUUAAAAUGGUGUUUACGUGUUAAUCCAAAAGGUUUAGAUGAAGAAAGUAAAGAUUAUUUAUCCUUAUAUUUAUUAUUAGUUUCCUGCAAUAAAUCAGAAGUUAGAGCCAAAUUUAAAUUUUCCAUAUUAAAUGCUAAAAGAGAAGAAACCAAAGCCAUGGAAUCACAGAGAGCAUACCGUUUUGUACAAGGCAAGGAUUGGGGUUUCAAAAAGUUCAUUAGACGAGAUUUUCUAUUGGAUGAAGCCAACGGUCUACUGCCCGAGGACAAAUUGACAAUAUUCUGCGAAGUUAGUGUUGUGGCCGAUAGUGUUAAUAUUUCUGGUCAAUCAAAUAUUGUACAAUUUAAAGUGCCCGAAUGUAAAUUGAGCGAAGAUUUGGGCAAUCUCUUUGAUAAUGAGAAAUUUAGUGAUGUAACGUUAGCCGUAGGUGGCCGUGAAUUCCAAGCACAUAAAGCUAUAUUGGCAGCACGCAGCGAUGUCUUUGCUGCCAUGUUUGAGCAUGAGAUGGAAGAGCGUAAAUUGAAUCGUGUCGCCAUAACGGAUGUUGAUCAUGAAGUUUUAAAAGAAAUGUUACGUUUUAUUUAUACUGGCAAAGCGCCUAAUUUAGAUAAAAUGGCCGAUGAUCUCUUAGCAGCAGCUGAUAAGUACGCUUUGGAAAAGCUGAAAGUAAUGUGUGAGGAAGCGCUGUGCGUUAAUCUCUCCGUUGAAACAGCAGCUGAAACCUUAAUAUUAGCCGAUCUCCAUAGUGCGGAUCAAUUGAAAGCACAAACGAUAGAUUUUAUAAAUACUCAUGCCACCGAUGUUAUGGAAACUCAAGGUUGGCAAAACAUGAUCACAACACAUUCACAUUUAAUUGCUGAGGCAUUUCGAGCGCUUGCAACACAACAAAUCCCACCGAUCGGACCACCCAGGAAACGUGUAAAAAUGAGCUGAAAUUUUAGUAGUAGCAACACAAAUAAUAACAACAACAGCAACAACAAAUACAUAGAUAAUCAUCAUUAUAAUAAUAAUAAUAAUAAAAACAACAACAACAAUAAUUAUUAUUAUUAUAAAAAUAAAACAAACAACAACAAAAACUAUUCUUACUACUACAACUAUUAUUAUUAUAAUUAUUAUUACAAUUAUUACUAUUAUUACAAUAAUAACUACUAUAACAACAAAAACAAAUACAAUACAAACACAAAUAAUAGUAAUAAUAACAACUACUACUACAACAAAAACAACAUCAACAAUUUGAACCAGAUAAACCUAAUUAAUGAUUUAAUAAUAACCUUAAAAACCUUUAAUUUUAUUUUGAAAUUGUCUAAAAUCUUUAAAUAUUUUUAUGUUCAUUUCUUUACCCCUUUAAAGGACAACAAUAAUAAUAAUAAAUACAAUAGCAAAUAUAUAAUGGCCAACUUAAGCAACAUUUUCAUUGAUAUUUUAAAACAAAUUCCUUUAAAAUCUCUUAAGGACUUGAAAUUUUCAGCAAAAUGUUUAAAAAAUUCUUAAACAUUUUCUUUAACCACUUAUGUUGUUUUUUGCUUUAUAUCAAGAAAACAAAAAAAUGUUGCUUAAGCUUUAGAUUUCCAAAUACUGGACUAUCUUUUAAUUCCUUUGCUGCUUCUAUAUGUUAUACAAACAAACAAAAAAAAAUAAAAAGAAGAUGUUUUGCUUAUUUUCAACAACUUAUUUUCUAUAAUUUUAAGAAUCUUUUAUUGUUUAUUAUUUUAUAACUUAAGUUUUAAUUUUUAUUAUAAUUUUUUUCUUAAUUUAAUUUUUAUGAUUUUUUUUUUUUUGAUUUUGAGUUUGUAUAAAAUUUAAUAUUAUUAAUGAUAAUUUUUUUUAUUAAUUAAUUUAAUUAUCUAUUGGUUUAACCAACAUAUCUUUAAUUAAUAAUAUUUUAGAAUUUUAUUUACCACACACAACCCGCCAAUUAAGCGUAAAAUCAAAAUAUUACUUUCACUAUUUCAAAACUAAACAAAACAAAAAUUUUUUUUAAUUUUUUUCUCUUUAAAACUUGAAAUUUCAAAAAUGUGUUUUUGUAUUAGCAAAUUACUAAUAACUUUUCCAAGAACGUCUUAAAUAUUUUGUUAAUUUAUCAAUAAGUUUUAAUUUUAAACACAAUUUUAUUCAUUCAGUUCUAUUUUUUUUUCUUACACUUUAAAAUAAAUCUCUAGCUUGAUGUGUUUUCUUUUUAAUUAAACUUAAAUUAAAGUAAACUUUUUAAUUUUUUUUCCUGCUAUUAUACUUUUUAAUAAUUAUAAUUCUAAUUCUGUUUUUUUUAUUGUUUAAUUAAUAAGUAUUUUUUUUUGUAUAAUUGUCUUUAAAAUUUUAAGUAAAUUUAUCUACAUGAAA
This is a messenger RNA of Calliphora vicina (urban bluebottle blowfly), 4527 nucleotides long. RefSeq names its product BTB/POZ and MATH domain-containing protein rdx (gene rdx). The coding region runs from base 253 to 3123 and encodes 956 amino acids. The record is from RefSeq and is a predicted model, not a curated record. Gene Ontology annotation, cellular component: cytoplasm; nucleus. NCBI's taxonomy places the organism in Eukaryota, Metazoa, Arthropoda, Insecta, Diptera, Calliphoridae. The transcript is spliced from 8 exons. Gene Ontology annotation, biological process: regulation of proteolysis; proteasome-mediated ubiquitin-dependent protein catabolic process. Gene Ontology annotation, molecular function: ubiquitin protein ligase binding.